Molecule: messenger RNA, 1206 nt
Organism: Brugia malayi
Lineage: Eukaryota; Metazoa; Nematoda; Chromadorea; Rhabditida; Onchocercidae
Gene: Bma-set-29
Exons: 8
Coding region: 1-1206 (401 amino acids)
Biological process (GO): positive regulation of transcription by RNA polymerase II; peptidyl-lysine trimethylation; peptidyl-lysine monomethylation
Molecular function (GO): protein binding; histone H3K36 methyltransferase activity; histone H3K4 methyltransferase activity
Source: RefSeq, a predicted model, not a curated record
AUGCGCGCCAUUAUUAAUGUUUUCGAUGAAUCACUAUGUGAUGUUAUUUUUUGGCUUGACUCAAGUAGUGGUUUACUCUGUAUGGAUUGUACAGGUUUUAUGGAAUGGGCGGUUGGAAAUGGUGCUUACCAUUCUGGAAUCGAUAUCAGGGAUUGUUCAAAUGAAGGUGGGAAGGGAUUGUUUGCAACGACAGAUUUUCGAGAGAAUGAAACAAUAAUUAGCAUACCAGUUGGACUUAUCAUUACUGCUGGAUUUAUUGCAGAAAUGCCUGAUUAUUGUGAUGUGUUCAAAAGAUACUGUUUAAAACCAUUCGAAGCAUUAGUGUAUUUCUUCUUGGUAGAGAAAGAGCAGAACUCAAAGUGGACUCCCUAUCUGGAAGUGCUUCCGAAGUCAUUCUCAACACCGGCUAGCCUACACCCGAGUUUGAAACCAGAAGAUUUUCCAUACUGCUUAAGGAAGCAAUGGUAUGUGCAGAAGAACGAAUUAAAGAUAAUGUAUGAAAAGUUUGUGACGAUAUUAGCAGAUAAUACGAUCUGGGAUCAUUUUUUAUGGGCUUGGCAUAUUGUAAAUACUAGGUGCAUAUAUCGUAAUAACAAACUUCACCCACUGAUUGACAACACUGAAGAUGAUUCACUUGCAAUUGUACCCCUUAUCGACAUGUUGAAUCACAGCAACGAUAGUCAGUGCUGCGCGAUUUGGGAUAGCAAAUUCAAUCUGUAUAAAGUGAUUGUUACUCGACCCAUCCGUAAAGGAGAACAGAUAUUCAUCUGUUAUGGUAGUCAUACAAAUGGAUCACUGUGGAUUGAAUAUGGUUUUUAUCUGAAAGAUAAUAUCUGCGACAAAGUUGAAAUCUCGCUUGAAGACUUCAUGCGAUUUGCGAGUGCUGCUGGAAUCAGUUUUUCAGACUUACAUAGAAAAAUAAUUUUCCAAGCAAAUUUCCCAUGUUCUAUAUAUGCCAGUGAUACGAAGCCAAAUUUUGGAUUCAAGGCAAACUUAGCACUGCUGAAAAUGAGUUGCUCGAAACUAAAGCACUGGGCGAAUGUCAUCUAUGAGGAAACGGAGACUAUAACAGAGGAUGAAGUUUUACUGAUUAUGCGAUUACUGUGCGAUGAAAUGAUCAAAGAUAGCAAGGAAUCAUCUCAAGAAACACGGUGGUUAUGGAAUCAGCAGAUUGCACUUCUCCAUACCUUACUCAAUACUGAUUAG